AUGAAUAACUUCGAUACCCUACUUGCAAACAUAGAUAGAAAUUCUAUAUAUCCCCCUCCUCGAAUUGAAGAAGUAUUAAACUAUUUUAACUCUAGGAGACCUAUGUGUGACUAUAGAAGAUACCAUGCAUACGAGCCACGAAUCACUUCUGGAAAAAUUCCACAAGACAAGAAAAAUCUGGAUACAGGGAUUUAG
Diversispora eburnea is the source of this 195-nucleotide messenger RNA. The record is from the annotation of a GenBank genome assembly. Lineage: Eukaryota; Fungi; Glomeromycota; Glomeromycetes; Diversisporales; Diversisporaceae.